UUCCCACCAACUGAACCACUUUCAAAAAUCUGUCCCGCAAACUUUGCUCUCUUUUCUUAACCGCUCCACUCUGCUUCUCUUCUCCUUCACCAAAUUUUAACGUACGCAAUCUAUAACUUUCUUACCCUUUUCACAUUCUCAUUCUCCUUAAAUGGGAAGAGCAGAAGAUUCCGAUACUAAAUCCCGGUUAGUCUCAGAGAUUUUCUCCAUUUCUACAGCCUCCAUUGCCUGUUCCCAUACAUGUAGAACUAGUAGUUCUAGUUCUACCACUAACAGGACUAGCCCGGUUGAGUCACAUUUCGUCGACUGGUAUCGUCUUCUUGGUGUUGGUGAAGAUGCAGGAGCAGAUGUUAUAAGAAAGCGGUAUCAUAAACUGGCUUUGCAGCUUCAUCCUGAUAAGAACAAGCACCCCAAAGCUGAGACUGCUUUCAAGCUUGUUUUAGAGGCAUUUACUUGUCUCUCGGAUAAUGCCAAGAGAAGAGCCUUUAACUUGGAGAGAUGGAAAAAGUUCUGCACUAAAUGCAACAGAAUCCCCUACACGAGCUGCAAGCCAUCCCCAAAGGAGCCUGCAAACUUUUCAAUAUCUUAUAAAAUUCUGAGAAAUUUCAGGAGCAUUACGGAAAGGUUCAAAGAGGAGGCCACGGUGAUAGAGAAGUGUUUGAGUGCUAAUGCUACAAAAACAUCAGGAAAAGAAUCUCCAUUCUUCAGGUCAAAAGAAAAUCUUCUCCUGAAUCACCACAAGACCCGAAAAGAGUGUCCUAUAUUCAAUCCAUCUGAUUAUAGAUUCCAAGGCUACCCACAUCUCAGGAGCAGAAUAUACAUGAAACCGGGCAACUUUUGGUACUUCCAUGGAGAAAGUAUACAUAAAUAUGGAAAGGAAAGGGAAGUGCAUGAUUUACCAAUCUUUGAGAGCAGAUCAGACAGGGGAAUGUAUAAAAGCAAAUCUACUUGUCUUCGUCCAUAGCUAAGAAAUUUGAUUAUACAUUUAAUUAGUUAAAUACAUCUCAAUUGGCACUUACCGGAACGCCUUUUUUAAUGUAGAUAUAUUGCAAUUCAAUAUACACAGGAAGGAUGUUAGACAUGGCUGUUUCUUUCACCUUUGUAAUGAAUUAAUGAUAACAAAUUUGUGUUAGAAUUUUAAA
This is a messenger RNA of Mangifera indica (mango), 1142 nucleotides long. Its product is annotated as chaperone protein DnaJ-like. The record is from RefSeq and is a predicted model, not a curated record. The transcript has 4 exons. Lineage: Eukaryota; Viridiplantae; Streptophyta; Magnoliopsida; Sapindales; Anacardiaceae. Bases 152 to 964 code for a protein of 270 amino acids.